AUGGAUCAAGACCAGGGCUACUACUCCCGCUCUGCGGCCGCCGGCACUCCUCUCCGCCCAAGCACCCCCAACACAGAAAGCAGCCGCAACCCGUUUGGCGACGGUAUCGAGUCGCAGGCUUCCCAAAGAGGCCCAGUGACCACGAACCCGUUCGGUACACCCGCCGUCUCGCGUCCUGCCUCGAGUUUCGGCUCAGCCAGCGCCCUUGGAGCCCGCUUCGACGAGCGCACCAACCGUUACUUCCACUCGAGACGGAUCCGUAAGGAGGACAUCGAGAAGCCUUGGUUGAACAAGGCCGAUCCCAAGGAGAAAUGGGUCACCAUCAUUCCACUCAUCGGCAUCUUCGUCGGCCUCGUCGUCUCGGGCUUCCUGGUAUGGGACGGUGUCCGCAGUGUCGUCAAGCACAAGUAUUGCCCCGUGCUCAUGGAGGACUUCUCCUCGGGCACACUCGACCCCAACGUCUGGACUCAUGAAGUGCAGGUCGGCGGCUUUGGCAAUGGCGAAUUCGAGAUGACCACCGCAGACAAUGAGAACGUUUUCAUCAAGGAUGGCAACCUCGUCAUUCUUCCUACUCUCACUGACUCGGCUCUUAUUGAGAAGGACAACGUGAUUGACCUGCUCAAGGAUGGAACUUGCACUUCAGACCAGCCCUCGGCUUGCAUUGCCGCCACCAACACUACUGCCGGCAACUCCUCCAUCGUCCCCCCCACCAAAUCGGGCCGCAUCAAUACCAAGAAGGGCGCUACCAUCAAGUAUGGUCGCGUUGAGGUCGUUGCUAAGUUGCCUAAGGGAGACUGGCUCUGGCCCGCCAUCUGGCUGUUGCCCGUCCAGGACACCUACGGUCCCUGGCCUCUUUCUGGCGAGAUCGACAUCCUCGAGUCCCGCGGCAACAACUGGACUUACGCACAGGGUGGUGAUAACAUCGCCUCGUCAGCUCUCCACUGGGGCCCCGACCCUGCCAACGACGGUUGGUGGAGAACCAACAACAAGCGUCAGGCCCUGCACACGACGUACGCUGAUGGCUUCAACACGUUCGGUCUUGAGUGGUCCCAGAAGUACCUCUUCACCUACAUCAACAGCCGUCUGCUCCAGGUUCUCUACACCAACUUUGACGAGCCCAUGUGGCAGCGUGGCGACUUCCCUCAGGCCAACUCCAACGGCACCCGCCUCGAGGACGUCUGGAGCCAGACUGGCCGCCCCAACACGCCCUUCGACCAAAAGUUCUACCUCAUUCUCAACGUUGCUGUUGGAGGUACCAACGGUUGGUUCCAGGACGGUCAGUCUGGCAAGCCAUGGCUUGAUUCCAGCCCCAACGCCAAGAAGGACUUCUGGAAUGCUCGCGACCAGUGGCUUCCUACGUGGACCUCGCCUGAGCUCUCUGUCUCCAAGGUUUCCAUGUGGCAGCAGUGUGACGGCGAUGAAGAGUUGUAA
Messenger RNA from Colletotrichum navitas, 1431 nucleotides. RefSeq names its product beta-1,3-glucan-binding protein. The transcript has 2 exons. The record is from RefSeq and is a predicted model, not a curated record. Gene Ontology annotation, molecular function: hydrolase activity, hydrolyzing O-glycosyl compounds. Lineage: Eukaryota; Fungi; Ascomycota; Sordariomycetes; Glomerellales; Glomerellaceae. The coding region runs from base 1 to 1431 and encodes 476 amino acids. Gene Ontology annotation, biological process: carbohydrate metabolic process.